Aspergillus glaucus CBS 516.65 is the source of this 4435-nucleotide messenger RNA. Its product is annotated as DNA-directed RNA polymerase. Gene Ontology annotation, molecular function: DNA-directed RNA polymerase activity; mitochondrial promoter sequence-specific DNA binding. Bases 100 to 4263 code for a protein of 1387 amino acids. NCBI's taxonomy places the organism in Eukaryota, Fungi, Ascomycota, Eurotiomycetes, Eurotiales, Aspergillaceae. The transcript has 2 exons. Gene Ontology annotation, biological process: mitochondrial transcription. Gene Ontology annotation, cellular component: mitochondrial DNA-directed RNA polymerase complex. The record is from RefSeq and is a predicted model, not a curated record.
CAUCUCUGAUAAUCUCCUCGCAUACCAUCAAUUUAUAUUCUAUCUUCCGAUAAUAAUUUACGAUAUCCUACACCCGUUAUUCGUUUCCAAUCGCAUAUCAUGUUGUCACAAGUCGUUCGUCAGAAAAAUGCCUUGUCCCACCUCCGACACUCGACUGGCCGCCGGGCGUUGCCAUCUCUGGCCCCAUUGCGGCUUCAUUCGCAGUCAAACCGACCCCUCGCCUUAGAGCGUUCUCGCCGGCCGUCUCUUCAGUUGAACCGGAACCUCGCCACCACUACGGACCAGACCGCAAUCGACAAUGGAUCGUCCUAUGUCCCUCUCGACGACUCAUACGCAGGAAACGACGAGAAAUCAUCACAAUGGGACCAUCUAUUCUCGCCACGAGCACAGGGCUUCGACAAUUCCUCGUUGAUCAUCAUCGACGAUCUUUUGACGACAAAGCCCAAGUCUCUUCGGAAGGUCAAGGGUAUCGGUGGUGAUGAGGAUGAGAUGAUGGCAAACCUAGAUAUGUCCCUGAAAGUCGGCCGGUUUGACCGAGCCGCCACAUUGAUCAGUCGAAUGGGCAACAACUAUCCGGUUGGGUCACCGGAAUUCCUCGCUCUCCACAACCGUUAUCUCGAGGAAAUGGUCACCAAUAUGAUCGUGACGAGGCAGCACAACAUGGUUUUACCCAUGCAGAGGUGGUUCGAGUUAGAUAUGCCCAACGGAAAGGUUCAACCCGACGCCAAGACCUACGCUAUUAUGAUACGCAUGGCGCUGCGUAUGUUGCACGGCUCGAAACGCGAUAGAUCUGUGCGCAGAUAUUGGGAAUUUGCCAAGAGGGAUAGCGUUGAGGACCAGGUUUUGGCUGUGCCCAUUCUUUCGGAAUUGGAGCUUGGUGAACUUUCAGAGAUUUGCUCCUCCGAUCUCCAACGCAUGUCAAUUGAUAGCAUAGAUCAAUCACAGAAGGAUUUGGAUGCGGAGAUCGAAGAAAUCGCCGAGGUCAUGCCCGUUGCACAAAAAGGUCUUGGUCUCGCUUCAUUGAAACAAUCGCUUUCGUCGUUUGCGAAGACCCCCAAAGACCCUAUCACAGAAGGAGAAGCAGAGAAAGACCCUAUCUUAGAAGGAGAAGCAGAGGAAGACGUGGAGCUAAUCAAACAGAUCAGGCAGCGGCAGAUUGAAGCGGAUUCUAUCCAGUCUGCUCUGGAGCGUUGGCGCCGCGAGUUCAGUGAAAGGCAAAAGGCAGGUAUCGAUACCACCGGUGGCGGGACACGAUUGGGCUCCGUCAUGAACCAAUGGCAUACCGAUCUCGUAGCCAGACUCAGGGAGGAAAUCAGUCUUAUCGACGAGGCGGAGAACAACCCGAUUCGCACUCGUGCCCAGAAAGAGCGAGCCGAGUAUGGUGUCUUCCUGCGGAGCUUGGAUCCCGAUCGCCUAGCCGCCCUUACUAUCCUUGCCGUGAUCUCCGUUUUUAGUCGAGUCGGUAUGGACAGAGGCAUCAAACUUUCAGCAAUUGUCUCAACAAUCGGAAAAGACCUCCAGGAUGAGUUAAUUGCGGAAACCGCCCUGAAGAAAAAUUUAGGGGCAGAUGCCAGACGUAUCAAGGCGCUGAAGCAGAUCCUCUCCGAUCGUAAACGAAAGGAUGGUCGGGGUCGGUGGCAAUAUCUGGUCCAGAGCCUCCUACAAGAGGACCAAACUCUCGUUUGGCCUCCAAGGGUAUCGGUGAAGGUCGGAGCUGUCUUGAUGAGUUUGUUUUUCGAAGUCGGAAAGGCACCUGUUACGGUGGAGGAUCCAGAGACUAAGAAGCGAGUGGUUACUUUGCAACCGGCUUUCCAACACGUGUAUCAGAUCACCUGGGGCAAACGCUCCGGAUUGAUCCAUCUCCACCCUGAGAUUGUGAAGCUCGUCGCUAAAGAACCAGCCGCCGACCUUUUGGGCCGGACAUUGCCCAUGGUGUGCAAACCCAAGCCCUGGCAGGGAGCGAAUGAUGGUGGAUAUUAUGUCUAUCGGAGCAGUCUGGUGCGCUCAACCCCGGGUGAGAAGUUGCAGCCGGCUUAUAUCAAAGCUGUCAUCGAAACCCACGGUAUUGCAGAAGUCCGCGAGGGCUUAGACACUCUUGGAAGCACAGGAUGGGCUAUUAACCGGGAUGUUUUCAAUGUCAUGCUCGAGGCGUGGAACUCCGGUGAAGCUGUCGCCAACAUUGCCCCCUUGGAACCCAAAUUUGGUAUUCCGCCGAAACCAUCCCCGGAAGAUGGCUACCAAGCUGAGAAGGAAUGGAACACCAUCAUGCGUGAAAUCGAGAACAAAAGAUCUGGUUUCCAUUCGAUGCGGUGCUUCCAGAACUUCCAAAUGGAAGUUGCCCGUUCCUACUUGAACGAAACGUUCUAUCUUCCUCAUAACAUGGAUUUCCGUGGACGUGCUUACCCCCUUCCUCCCUAUCUCAACCAGAUGGGCGCCGACAACUGCAGAGGACUUCUCCUCUUCGCAGAUGCAAAGCCACUGGGUGAGACUGGUCUGAGGUGGUUGAAGAUUCAACUUGCAAACUUGUAUGGUUUUGACAAGGCUAGUCUUUCGGAACGUGAGAAAUUCGCCAUGGAUAACCUCGACAACGUCUUUGAUUCUGCGGAUAACGGCUUGCAUGGAAAGCGUUGGUGGCUUGAGGCAGAGGACCCGUGGCAAUGUCUAGCGGCCUGCUGUGAACUGCGAAAUGCCCUUCGCUCUCCUGACCCCACCCAGUAUCCUUCACGCAUCCCGAUCCACCAGGAUGGUUCUUGUAACGGAUUGCAACACUAUGCAGCACUUGGUGGUGACAGCGUUGGCGCCCGACAAGUCAACCUGGAACCUUCUGACCGCCCGUCCGAUGUUUACACCGGUGUCGCCGAAUACGUCAAGGAAGCAGUCGCUCGUGAAGCAGCAGGGGGUGACCCAAUUGCGCAAAUGCUGGAUGGAAGAAUCACCAGAAAGGUUGUCAAGCAAACGGUUAUGACAAACGUGUAUGGUGUGACUUUCAUGGGUGCCAUGAUGCAGGUCCGCAAGCAGCUUGUCGACCACUACCCCGAUCUUAGCCACUUGGAAAAGCGACAGGGUGCGCUUUACAUUGCCCGGAAGAUCUUCGAAGCUUUGGGAGCUAUGUUCCAAGGUGCCCACGAGAUUCAGUACUGGCUUGGUGACUGUGCGACUCGUAUCACGCAGUCCUUGUCUCCCGAACAGAUCGAUGAUAUUGCGAAGAUCGCCCUGUCGCCAGACGAAGCCUCCGAAGAAGCGAAGCCCAAGUCGAAGGAUCCCACCGAGAAGUUCCGAUCGACCGUGAUCUGGACAACCCCGCUGGGCCUUCCUGUCGUCCAACCAUACCGGGUGCGCAAGUCGCGCCGUGUCGAAACCAGUCUGCAGGAUGUCAGCAUCGUCGACAGCAACUCGGAGGAUGUUGUGUCCAAGCGGAAGCAGCUCCAGGCAUUUCCGCCAAACUUCAUCCACUCGCUCGAUGCCACCCACAUGAUUCUCUCCGCCAACGCCUGCCGCCGGGCCGGACUGACCUUCUCGGCCGUGCACGAUUCCUUCUGGACCCACGCGAGCGAUGUCGACUCGAUGAACACGAUCCUCCGCGACUCCUUCGUGCGCAUGCAUUCCGACGACGUUAUCGCCAGACUCCACGCUGAGUUCAACGUCCGCUACAGCAACAACAUCUUCAUGGCCCGGGUAGAAGCUACCAGCAAGAUCGGAAAGGCCGUCAAGACGAUGCGGAAGAAGAGAAACUCCAAGGUCACGGAGCUGCUAGACGAGCACAAGAGACAGAAGCUGCUCAAGUCGGACGAUCCAGAGCAGCAGGCCCGCGGCCGCGAAAUGGUCACUCCCGCCAGCCUGUUCGAGGAAAUGAGCUGCGGCCACGAUGACUUGAGAAUCCUGAGCUCGCUGGGUGAAAACGCCGUCGGCCACGUCCCGGAGGACAUCGAAGCCGCUGAGCGUAAGAUGUCAAACCAAGUGGACACGCAGGAUCCCGCCAUCGCUACCCUCUUCCAAGACAUCGACCCGACAAUGGGCAAUGGUGAGAAGAACGCCGACGACGCGGAGGGCAAGGAAGCCGAAGCCAUCCCAGAAACCGAUGCUUCGUACUUCGGUGAGGCCGUGGAGGGCGAAGUCAAAGAAGAAGUCAAGGAGCAGCCGAAGAAGAAGAAGGCGAAGCCUCCGACUGUGUGGCUCUGGCUUCCGGUGCGGUUCCGCGAUGUUCCUCACAAGGGAUCGUGGGAUAUCACUCGUAUUCGGGACAGCGAGUAUUUCUUCUCUUAAAAAUCUUUCCUUCUUAUUGUUGUUUGGAGCAUUGGUACGGCGUUGGAUGGUUUGCAAAAAAGCCACCGAACAAAAGCAUUUAUUUGAAAUGUGGGCGUUGUUUUUUUCUCGCUUUGUAUAUCUAUACCCUGUUGAUUUAUAAACCCCCUCUCCGUGUUUUCGGAUUCAUAAA